AUGCACGACUCUCGGGCUGGCGACCGGACGCCUGUCCACUACACCGUUAGGACUCACACGAUACCAUCGCCAGCUCCCAUCACCUCUCACUCUCACUCCCUCUCGCAGUCAUCUCGCACCGGCAAGACUGGCAUGUCGACGACUCCCGCUUCUUCGCCCCGCGCCUCCCAUUCCGUCGGCCAGAACCAUCCUCCCAAGCUGUCUCCGUUGCGGCCCGACAUGAGGCCACCGAGUCCCAACUACUUUGGACUCGUUGUCGAUUCGUCCCACGACCCUCGAGAUUCGUCUGGCCUGGGCAACAACUGGAGUCCGGCCUCGUCGUCAGUCAAGUCCUUUGCUGCCGCUCUUCCUAGACCUAUCGAAGCCACCAAUCCCGACUUUGAGGCCUUCAGGAGACAGAUUGAUAUAAACAGGGGCGGCAGGUCGUUUGCCCUGCCGACUUCACAUUACGUCCAGCCCACAUCCAACCCCGCCCUCACUCGCCCACGAGUGCCUAGAGCGCAUACUCAUGCGAGCGAUACGGGCUCAGAGAACUCCUUUCCUCGCCUAAGCUUGCCAAGAGACCGCCCGUCAAGUCGUAUGGAUGUUGACCAGGAUAGUCUCCAUGACUCUGCAUAUCUCACUAACCUCCCGAGAUUCGAGUCCCCGAUGCCAAUGGACCCCAUGCAGUCUCAGGCGACGCCGGCUCGAUCUGAGAACACAACCACCCAACUCACAAUGACUGAGCACAGGCCCCAGCCUCCUUCACCUAAUCCGCCAUUGACGCCCUUGACGAGGGCUGCGACAAUGCCCAUUAAGCUGGAGCCCGGGCAACCAUCAUUGAUCACUGCAGAAACUCUCAAGGACCUACUUGAGGCCGAGGAUGAGGACGACAUCUUGCUGUUGGACAUACGGUCUUCAACAAACUACGCCACGUCCCGAAUCCAGGGAGCUCUCAACCUGUGCAUCCCCACCACUCUCCUGAAGCGUAAUACAUACAACACCGAAAAGUUGCAACAGACCUUCCAAGACAGCUCGGCAGGAGACAAGUUUGCCACCUGGAAGGACGUAGAAAGGAUCAUUGUGUACGAUUCUCACUCGUCGGAUGCGCGUGACACCGUUGCGGCCCAGAAUAUGAUUAAGAAGUUUACAAAUGAGAAAUACCUCGGAGAGACUGCCAUUCUCAGAGGUGGCUUCCAAAAGUUCCAAAGCUUGUUCCCCAGCUUUGUCGAUAAGUCCUCGACCGUGCCGGUGAACCCCGACGGCGGUGGUUUUCCAGGUGCUAUGAGAGGCCUUGCUCCUGUCAUUGGUGGCGUCAGCCUACCAACGUCCAUGAACCCUUUCUUCUCCAAUAUCAGACAGAACAUGGACUUGGCGGAUGGCGUCGGCCAGUUGGACGUUGCUUGGCCUCAUGGGCUGGAGUCCGACGUGCUUCCUCUGUGGCUUCGCGAUGCGGCAGCCCCGCAAGACCACGGUAAACGUGUGUCGGAUUUCUUUUUGCGGAUUGAGAUGGAAGAGAAGACUCCCAUGAACGGCCGGGUGCAACUCUCGGGUGUUGAGAAGGGCGGCAAGAACCGCUACAAGGACAUUCUCCCCUUUGAGCAUGCGCGUGUCAAGCUUCAGGACAAACCCCUAGGAGCUUGUGACUACAUCAAUGCCAGUCAUCUCAGUGCGUCGAGGAGCAACAAGAAAUAUAUUGCGAGCCAGGGCCCCCUGCCUGCUACUUUCGAGGAUUUCUGGUCGGUCAUCUGGGAACAGGAUGUGCGCGUUAUUGUCAUGUUGACGGCCGAAUCUGAAGGAGGCCAACUAAAGUGCCACACGUAUUGGAAGGAUCGCGAAUAUGGGCCCAUCAAGCUGAAGCAGCUCUCCGAGAAGAAGGCAUCACUUGACCUCGACAAGCAUCGUUCUGCCGCCACGCAGACCAGCAACGCAUCAUCGAGAAAGCCUACUCCCCAAGAGCAAUCUGAGCCGACCUUUGUCACCAUUCGCAAGUUUGCUCUCACGCAUUCUUCUCACCCCUUUGCUCCCAUUAGAGAGAUCACUCAUCUCCACUUCUCUUCUUGGCCCGAUUUUGGCACGCCGGCUCAGCCGUCUCACCUUCUUGCCUUGGUAGAGCUCGCCAACGUCAUGCAGCGUGCGGCUCUCCCAGUCGAGACGGCCUCGAUUAUGGGGUCCAGCAAGAUUGCCAAUGACAUUGCGUCGAUUCAGUGGUACGACGAGCCCGAGGCUGACAGCGCAAGCCGUCCCAUGCUCGUUCACUGCUCGGCUGGAUGUGGCAGGACGGGAGCGUUUUGCACUGUGGACAGUGUGAUUGAUAUGAUGAAGCGCCAGCGGCUGGCCAAGCUGCCAGGCGGACAACCUAAUGCUCGGGAGGCAGAGGAAGACACGCAAAUGAUGGACUUUGAUGAGGCCAUCUCCCCUAUGACCAACAGGGAGAUGAGCUUCAAGUUUAACACGGACCACGAGAUGGGCUUCAAGUUCAACACGGAUCCCGAGCCAAGGCCUCAGGAUGCAGGCGUGGAGCACUCAUCUGUCGACGGGUCUUGGGUGCGAGACGAUUCGGUUGAUUUGAUCCAAAAGACGGUAGAGGACUUUCGCGAGCAGAGACUCAGCAUGGUCCAGAGCCUACGACAGUAUGUAUUGUGUUACGAGACGGUGUUGGAAUGGGUCCACCGAUUGCAUGACAGAGGCGCCGGCGCCAGUGCUGGCAAAAGACCUCGCAGCGAGAGCUACCAGUUCUCAUGA
Messenger RNA from Trichoderma breve, 2724 nucleotides. RefSeq names its product protein-tyrosine phosphatase domain-containing protein. Gene Ontology annotation, biological process: protein dephosphorylation. NCBI's taxonomy places the organism in Eukaryota, Fungi, Ascomycota, Sordariomycetes, Hypocreales, Hypocreaceae. The transcript is spliced from 5 exons. The record is from RefSeq and is a predicted model, not a curated record. Gene Ontology annotation, molecular function: protein tyrosine phosphatase activity. The coding region runs from base 1 to 2724 and encodes 907 amino acids.